CAACCUCAGCGCCGUCAGCAGCAGUACAGCUCCUGUGUAUCCCAUCCCAGUAACAAUGAAGACUUUGGUGUUGUUGUUGGCUCUUGUAGCUUGUGUAUGUAGUGAGGGAACACACCAUCAAGGAGUGGCAGCUUCCACUUCCCGAAAAUCUGUUGACAAGUCAUAUUCGUACCCUGAUCCUGUUGCUCGACCCUCUGCUCCAACCUACUCCGAGCCUGCUGCUCCUCCGAGACCAGCUUCUGCUUACAGCGCUGAGCAGGCUAGUCAGUCUCCUCCUGCUUCCUUCGACCCACAGGGAUACUACUACUAUUACUACCCGGUCCAGGAGCAGAAGGAAAAGGGGUUGUUUGAGUUGAAGGACAGUGACCUCCUGCUGGUGGUGAUCGUCGGUAUGGUGGUCGUUGGUGGCUUGCUAGUGGCCCUCACUUACUUUGACACCUCUGAGGGACGUAGACUUGACCCCAUCCGUGUCUCCUACGAUGACAUCUACGACGUGGCGAAGACGGUGUAUAAAGCUAUCAGCAAGAAGUACUGAGCUGACUAAAGCUAUUGUACUGGAUUUAUAAUGUAUGGGGGGAGGGGGGAGGGAUACAUUAUUGACAUUUGUUCCACUAACAAAAACAUUCAUGUUAGGGGUCGAGUCUCAGCUCCUGGUCUCGUCUUUUCAACUACAAUUGCCGACAUCAUUGUUUCCUGUCUUCAUGGGCUCUAUUGUGUCUACUUUUGAAACGAUGUAUCGAAUUUGUCUCUGUCACAUCCUCAUCUCAUUCCACUUAUUUAACACAUUAAGACUGAAAAAGUAUUUCCCAACAUCAAAAUAGUUAAUCUAUAUCUUUAUAUCCUUUCUACGACUGAUAUACGUUUUAUUUAAAAAAGUGUGCCCUUGUGAGCUGUGUCAAAUCCUCUGAGUAUCUCGUAUGUCGUAAUCAUGUCUCGUAUUAUAUUUAUGUGAUGUAUAUCCAGCUGGGUAAUGUGCACUGAUGUUUUUUGUUAUUAUCCAUUUGUCAUUUAAAUUGUUGAUCAAUUAGUUUCUGUUGUAAUAGUUCAUAGGGACUAUUUUCUAUGCAACCUUUCACUAUUUAUAAAAAUUAAUAAAUUAAUACAGUAAUAAAGAA
Cherax quadricarinatus is the source of this 1115-nucleotide messenger RNA. RefSeq lists its product as uncharacterized. NCBI's taxonomy places the organism in Eukaryota, Metazoa, Arthropoda, Malacostraca, Decapoda, Parastacidae. The record is from RefSeq and is a predicted model, not a curated record.